Miscanthus lutarioriparius is the source of this 390-nucleotide messenger RNA. The record is from the annotation of a GenBank genome assembly. Lineage: Eukaryota; Viridiplantae; Streptophyta; Magnoliopsida; Poales; Poaceae.
AUGGCAUCCAAGGCCGUCCUCUUCGUGGCUCUCAACCUCCUGUUGUUCACAGUGGCCAACGCCUGCGGCAGCUGCCCGACCCCAACGCCGCCACCGCCGCCGCCUCCUGCUACCCCACCCCCUCCAUCCAGCGGCAAGUGCCCGCUGAACGCGCUCAAGUUCGGCGUGUGCGUCAAUGUGCUCGGCCUCGUCAAAGGCGAGGCUGGUAAGGUGCCUGCUGAGCCAUGCUGCAACCUCAUCAAAGGCCUUGUAGACCUCGAGGCCGCCGUCUGCCUCUGCACGGCCAUCAAGGCCAACGUGCUCGGCGUCGUCAUCGAUGUCCCUAUCAAGCUCAGCGCCCUCGUCAACUACUGUGGCAAGUGCGUGCCCAAGGGCUACAUCUGUGCGUAA